UUUUAAUGCCUCAUAAUAAAAACGGGGAGAUAUUAUACAAAUUAAAUACAUUGCUAGAUACCUACAUUUCUAAUUUUUCCUGAAACAUUUAAAAUACAUUAAAUGUUUAAGAGGUUCAAUAUUUAUUGAAGGUCUGGGUCGCCUCGCCCCUUGUGUAACCCAGUGAAAACGUGUUGAACCCUUUAAACAUGUUAUUUACAUUGUUAUUUCUUGUUUUCGUGUCAUACUGAAAAGUCAAUGGGAUGAAAAUAUCAAAAUGUUUAAUGUAUUUCGGAAAAAAAAAACAUUAUUAUUAAAAAGUUUAACCGCAAACAUGCUAAAACACCUAUAACUUCGAUAGAUCAUUUUUCACUUUCAUCACGAGAAAAUUGCUUUAUUGUUUCCAGCUUAGGAGGAAAUUUUGCUACUUAUAUAGUAGCAAAAUUUUCAAUACAUUAUUUGAUUAGUGGUGCGUGCGUUCAAUGUCAAUAGCAUCUGCGAUGGUGGAUGGAGGCUGGUGGCGGCGUGGUGUGGCGAGUGCGGUCGGGCAGAGCACGCAAUGCGCAGGGCGGGCGGGGCGCGGCGGGCGGGCGGCUGCCGGCGGUCGGGCGCGCAGUGCUCCUCGCGCAGGACCGGAGUGGUGUUCACUCGGCGGCGCGCCACGGCGCGACAUGCCCAGCUGAUGUUUAUUUAUACCGCGAGCUCGGUGGAGGGUGCGCGCGGGAGGCCCUCCCCUCCACGGCACCACGGUUUCGCGUGAUGCAGCCGAGCGAACUUGCCGACACCGCGCACGCCACUAGCGGAGUCCCCCCGCAACGUGGCCUCAACGGUGGCCGUUUCGACUUUGACGAUGGUGGUACAUACUGUGGUGGGUGGGAGGACGGCAAGGCCCAUGGGCACGGUGUGUGUACCGGACCCAAAGGACAAGGUGCUUAUGCCGGAUCCUGGCACUUUGGCUUCGAAGUUUCCGGUGUCUACACCUGGCCCAGUGGCAGUUCGUUCGAGGGCCAGUGGCAAAAUGGCAAACGGCACGGACUCGGCGUCGAGACACGUGACCGGUGGUUGUAUCGUGGCGAGUGGACACAGGGCUACAAGGGCCGUUAUGGCGUGCGCCAGAGCACCACCAGCAACGCCAAGUACGAGGGCACCUGGGCCAAUGGACUACAAGACGGAUACGGAUCAGAAACGUACGCCGACGGCGGAACAUACCAAGGACAAUGGAUGCGAGGGCUGCGGCACGGGUACGGUGUCCGUACGUCAGCGCCGUUCGGCCUCGCGUCGCACUAUCGCGGAGGAGCGCGGGGGCAUCGCGGAUCACAGGCUUCGCUCGCGGACGCGGCGGGGACUCCGGACCCCUCAGAGAGGCGCGCCACUCGCAUGGACGACGCUCGCGGCGGCUUCGUGCUUAAGGCCAGCUCCGACGAGCCCGGCCGCCGCGGCUCACUCGUCGAAAAAACAAAGAAAGGACUUCUAUCGAAGUUGCGGAAGCAGCGCAGCGCCGGGGAUCUGGACAAGCGGGGCACGGGCUCGGUACGCUCGGGGGGCUCCGGCGGCUCCGGUUCUUCCUGGGUCUCCUCCGUGGAGAGCACUCACUCGGCCAUGACGCACGUCUCCCUACAAACCAACUCUAAUGCCAGCUUUGUGGUUGAGGAUGAACAUCUGGAUGCGAGCGUGACGGAGACCUACAUGGGCGAAUGGAAAAACGACAAACGUACGGGCUUCGGCGUGAGUGAGAGAAGUGAUGGACUGCGAUAUGAGGGAGAGUGGUUCGCGAACAGAAAGUACGGCUAUGGUGUAACCACCUUCCGUGACGGGACGCGGGAAGAGGGCAAAUACAAGAACAACGUGCUCAUCACAAGCCAAAAGCGGAAACACAUGUUUCUUAUGCGUUCGGCCAAAUUCCGGGAGCGUGUUGACUCAGCCGUCAAUGCGGCGCAGCGCGCGUCCAAGAUCGCGUUACAGAAAGCCGAUAUAGCUAUAUCAAGAACUGCUACAGCACGAGGCAAAGCCGAACAAGCCGACGAGGCGGCAGACCAAGCAAAAGAAGACUGUGAUAUUGCGCAAGCAACUGCAAAACAGUUUGCUCCAGAUUUCAAACAUCCUGGUUUUGAUCGAAUAGGUUUAAGAGACAGAUACAGACAAAAGAAUUAUGACACACAGGUUACGACACCCGUAUCACAAGAAUCUGAAAAGAUCUUGGAUGGAAAGAGCAUUCCAAAUCAUAUCCCUCCGAUGCACUCACAACUUCCUAAUGCCAAUAAAAUACCUAACGCCAUGUCUUCUAGACGACCUUCCGCACAGUAUCCUAACACACAAUAUCCUAAGCCUGCAACGACAGUAGAUCCAAGACUUACAAAUAAUUCAAAUUACAAUACAGACAACAGGGUAUUAGGGCCUCCCUACGAUCCUUAUAACUCACCCAACCAAGAUUCUUGGUCAUCCCCAAAUACACAGUUUCAAGAUAACCCAAAGCCAUAUUUACCUAACGAACAAACCAAUGCCUACAGCUCUAUCCCAUCGAAUGCACCGCAGUCUUCAGCUUAUAGACUAAACAGGCAAGAUGCUAUACAAAAUCCACAAGGCAUGGACCAAAGUAGUCAACAGCAUAUAAACCAAGGACGUAAAUUGUCCACUGUAAGGCAAACACCGAAUCAAAGGCCACAACCACAAGAAUGGAACACUACACAAAAUAUAACUCGACGACAAAGCGUACUCGCUCAACCGUCAAACGAUCCUCAAGAACCUGUUUAUAAUAUGGAUACUGGAACAUCCGCUUACGGCAGAAACGAGUUCCGAAGCGGAACCGUAUAUUCCGAGGGACCAUUGGACCGAACACAAAUGUCGGCAGAUCAAGCUUAUCGCCAACCUCCUAUGGAUCAAGGAUAUCGACAGCAAUUCGAACAACCUGGUUACGGAAGACUAACGCAGGAUCAGCAGAACUACGGCAGACAAGCGCCCGAUCAGCAAACGUAUCGACAGGCUCAAAUAGAUCAGCAGGCAUACCGACAAACCGCCGCCGGCGUGGAGCAGGAUGCCGUAAACGGUGCUAGAGCACCAGGGCAAAGGCCGUCUAUAGAUUACUUCGAUCAUUAUAAAAGACCCCCGAGUAGAGACGGUAGCGUAGACCGCUACGGUAGACGGUCACGACAACCGUCUGUGGAAGCUACGGCGCCCAGCGGUGGGUCGCGCGCGGGGUCAGUAGCCCCACAGCCCGCCCCGGGAUCGCGGCCCCCGUCCCGCGCGGCCACGCCUGCGGCGGGGAAUGGCCACCUCACCUCCGGACGCGGCUCAAUAUCACGAGCGAGCUCACGAGAACAUCAACCUUUCGAAGAUUCUCUUUUGCGAAAGCGUACUCUAGGACAGGAAAUAGUACCGUCUCCUUAUCAACCGAAGAGGACCGAAAGCUUGUUCGUGGCGCAAAACCCGACCCCACCGCCAGCACCUGUGACCGGUGGAGGGGGAGGUGGACGAAAGGACUGGUUCUCCCGGCAGCAGCUUGUGAUCUUGGUGCUGUUCAUCAAUAUCUCGCUGGGCAUCAUGUUCUUCAAGCUACUCACGUAGCACCGGCGACAGGCGCGCCAGCGCCGGGACCUUUAAGCAUUGUCAACCGUAUUGUAAAUAUUUGUAUAAUUUCAACCAAUAGCCAAACCAUAAAUUGAUGUGCUACAAAUCUGUAAUAGCUAUAAUUUUUAAUAUUAAAAUGUCCUUUUGAUACGAGUUACCAUUUUAAAUGAAAACGACUAAAUACAUGUAUUUAUUUGUCGAUAAGGACUACAAUUUGUUGCUAGUGUAAUUAUUAUUUGACGUUGUGCAAGUGUGCAGUUGUAAGACGAUAAUAUAGUACUUUACACUGACGUCAAUCCGUUUCAUAGUAUAGUGCGAGAGUGAUAUAAAUGUGACCCUGUCGGAAUCUCGAGUGUAAGGAGUACGAGUUGUUUAAUGAGCCUGCAUAUUGUAGGUUUAUAUGCCUUCGAUGAUAGUGCUGAACGCCUUAAAAUGCCUCAGUUGUUGAAUUUAAAAUUUUAUGAACAACUGUUUAAAAUUGAUGGUCCACGUGGGAGAUUAAAUGUACACUUACAUAAUUUUAACAACUCUUAGAGUCAGCUGUUAUAUAUUUCAUUAAUAAGCAACUGCGUUCGAGAACUAAGAGCAGUUGAUUUGAUAAGGUGAGAAGGUAGUAUUUUUAUAAAAUUGUUUCAAUAUAAUUCUACGCUCGCCACAACAAAUUAAAGAAAAAAGGUAUUUUAUAAUUUGUAAUGAUUUAAGGAAAUAGUUUGGGCGGUUUAUAAAUUGUCUCAAAAAAUUUAUUCUCUUUCAUAUUGUACCUACGAACGUAACAAGUAUUACUUACGUAAUUACUAAGUGAAAUGCAAAGCACAAAAUUCUGUUAGUAUAAAAUUGUAUAUAGAUAAAUUUAUUGACAUUUACAAGAAAUAAAGUAUUUUAAAUUUAUGAAACUAUGUAAGUAGAUAUUUACCAACAUCGUUUUGCUUAUUACUAAAAGUUAAAUAGAUAAAAAGCUGUAAUGCUUUAUUUUCCUAUUUGAUCAAAUUUAAAGUUAAUAAAAUAAAAGUCCUUUAAUAAAAUACCCAUUUUUUACAAAAAGUAGGCUUCUUUUUAUACCUAUGAUGUCAAUUCUCUCGUAAUCGAAGAUUUUGUAAAAUAAUACUUGUGAAUUAUAACAUAUAUAUCUAUAAUAUGUCUUAUUAAAUUAUUAUUGGCAUGGGAAGCGUGCGAAACUCACUUUUGUCAAAAGACGAAAGUUUGAAGAACAAGAACUCAUUGAAUGGAUGAAUUAAAUUGAAGUUUUAAGACAAUUUUCACGCAAUUAUAUUAUGUAAAAUUGUAAGUUAUAUUUAUAAGAAUUUUAAUUACUUGUAUCGAUUUUAUCUACGUUUCACAAAUAAAAUAUUUUAACAAAACUAAAAUGAAUUUCAGUUAUUAUCUCACUU
Molecule: messenger RNA, 4931 nt
Organism: Chilo suppressalis (striped riceborer)
Lineage: Eukaryota; Metazoa; Arthropoda; Insecta; Lepidoptera; Crambidae
Source: the annotation of a GenBank genome assembly